Postia placenta MAD-698-R-SB12 is the source of this 1902-nucleotide messenger RNA. RefSeq lists its product as hypothetical. The transcript is spliced from 8 exons. The record is from RefSeq and is a predicted model, not a curated record. NCBI's taxonomy places the organism in Eukaryota, Fungi, Basidiomycota, Agaricomycetes, Polyporales, Adustoporiaceae. Bases 1 to 1902 code for a protein of 633 amino acids.
AUGCGCUCGCUGCCCGAUAUCAACGACGACGCGUUGAUUCUUGUCUUCAACGUCCUGCCAGUUGAUUCCAUACUUGCGUUGCGACAGGUCCUCCAUGCUGGGUACCCGUUUCCUCGACACCGGCUCCCGCUCAUGGACGCGUCGGAGCUAGAGUGGGCCGUGCGUCGUGCCGCUCGCAUUGGCCUGUUCUGGCGCUCGUACACAACGCACCCGCGCAAGCUGGCGGACUUCCAGGCCAGCUAUGGGACAGGGGUUUAUGAUGUGCACUUCCUCCCUGGGUCUGGCGGCAGACGUAUUGUCACCGUUACAAAGGGCAUCUGGUCGGUUAUCAGCGUCUGGGAGAUCGUUUGCAACAAACUCUCCUCGGAGGGUGCGUUUGUGCGGAAAGUCGCAGAGUGGAGCCCAAAAGGAAUCAUUUUCACUGGGCAGCAGUCAAUUGAGAUCUUGUCCUUGCACGAAGUGAACGAUCGCACGUCUGUGCUGAAGUCCAUCAGGACGAUCGACACACGCCUCAAACCGAUCGCACUCCAGGGUAGCCUUGCGGCUAAUUGUGAUGACGCCUCGAAGGCAGUCAUCAUGAAUUGGGAAAAUGGCGCGCAAGCCGUCUUGCGCGGCGCGGAAGAGCCGGUAGACCAGCACUUUCAGUACAACAAGUGCCUGCGGGUCGUCUUUUGCCACAGAAGCGUUCUUGUCGUUAGGGCUCGUUCCAUCGAGCUCUUCGCCAUGCCGGACAUGCAGCCCUCCUCCACACCACCGGUCGCCGAGCAUCCCAUUGCGCGUCAUUCCUUCGGUUGGAUCGAUGGCGUCUCAGUCAGCGUCCAAGCACGUGACCAGGCCGCGGCGCCCGACGCAAUCGCCCCGCUGUCCAUCCUCCUCCGUGCAGAAAGCGACGAUCCCUGGUCGUCGGAUGUGCACAAGCUCGAUCUGUACACGCUCGAGCCGAACCCCCUGUACCUCUACGCAGGCAAUCAGGAUCACGUUUCUCCAUCUGCGUUCCCGUCACCACCAGUGUCUCUUUCGCCUGGUUCGCCCUCACGUAGUCCAUCGCCGCGGAGCUCCGCACACGCAGCGAUGGGCACCCCGUACGUGUUCCCGCCGGUGCACUCGCAGCUGUACUCGCCGUCCGUACGCGGUGUGCUGCGCUGCACAAGCAUCGUGCUGGGCUCGCACGGCACGGCGGUGUGGAUCCAGCCGCGGCCGGCGCACAGCAUGGACCUCACUGCGCUCGACGUGCAUGCGUCCGUGACUCAGGCGCCGGAGACGGCACGCGCGAACGAGACGGUCGCGGGCGCGGUAUUUGCGGGGGCGCUGCAGCGUGAAAACGAGGGGCAUGUGAGCCCGGAUGCACGGAAUCUAUGGAUACAGUCGUUUGGGAGCAGCUACUGGACGUCUAUAGACUACGUGGAAGAGCUGGGUCUGAUUGCGCUGGGGUCAUCACAGGGCAUGUCCUCUCUGCGCUGUGCUCGCCCAAUGAGUCUCUCGUCGUUUUUGUCGUCGUUCCUCCCCGUCGCGCACGCGGACGCGCCUGAGGAGAAGGAAGAGGAGCAGCCUCAGGAGGAGGAGUCUCCCGCCGAGGAGCCAGCUGAAGAGGAAGAGGAGGAGGAGCCUGAGGAUAUCCUGCCUGCUCUGAGGGAGGAGUGCGAGCAGUCGGCAAAGUGCCUCGCUGCAACGAAGCACUUCCAGCACUGCGAGGAGAAGGUCAACGCAGGCAAGGGGUACGCGCAUGAGGAUUGCACUGAGGAAUUCUGUACGUAUCCGUUGAUGACGAGUGUUCGGUAUACUGACUUGAUGCACGAACGCGGCUCGACCUAUAGACCAGCUGGCAAUGCGUGCACUUUACGGAAGCUCACAUGGCAUUUCCAGGGCUGCGUCGCCCCAAAACUCUUCGCCAAGCUGAAGUAA